Messenger RNA from Anneissia japonica, 1988 nucleotides. RefSeq names its product U3 small nucleolar ribonucleoprotein protein IMP3-like. Gene Ontology annotation, molecular function: structural constituent of ribosome; rRNA binding; snoRNA binding. Gene Ontology annotation, cellular component: small ribosomal subunit; Mpp10 complex; small-subunit processome. Bases 33 to 581 code for a protein of 182 amino acids. Gene Ontology annotation, biological process: rRNA processing. NCBI's taxonomy places the organism in Eukaryota, Metazoa, Echinodermata, Crinoidea, Comatulida, Comatulidae. The transcript is spliced from 6 exons. The record is from RefSeq and is a predicted model, not a curated record.
GGUCAAAGGUGAAUAUAAUAAUUUUGUAAACAAUGAGAGAGUUAAAGUUCCACGAGAAAAAACUUCUCAAAAAAGUCGAUUUUAUAUCAUGGGAAGUUGACAACAACCUCCAUGAAGUAAAAAUACUACGCAAGUACCAUAUACAAAAGCGAGAGGAUUACACAAAGUACAAUAAAUUGAGUCGGCAUGUUCGGGAACUUACAAAGAAAAUCAGGCAACUUGAUGUCAAGGAUCUUUUUCGAACUGAAUGUACCUCACAGCUUUUGGAGAAAUUGUUUAGAAUGGGUAUAAUACCAAGUAAACAGAACUUGGGUUUAUGCGAUAAUGUAUCUGCAUCAUCAUUCUGUAGAAGACGUCUCCCUGUUAUCAUGAAGAAACUUAAGAUGGCGCAGGAAGUCAGUAUGGCAGUACAGUUUGUAGAGCAGGGUCAUAUUCGUGUUGGUCCUGAUAUUGUUUUAGAUCCAGCUUUUCUAGUCACAAGGAAUAUGGAGGAUUUUGUAACAUGGACAGACACAUCGAAAAUUAAGAAACAUGUGAUGACGUACAAUGAAGAAAUGGAUGACUUUGAUAUGAUGUCAUGAGAUGCAAUGACCUGUCAUUAAAUUGUAUACCGUCUUCUCUACUAUCAACAUUUUCUAUUCACACCGGAACUUAAAAGGAAAUCAGUCCAUUGUAUUAUUAACAAAAUUCAUUGCAAAUGAAAUAAAGGAAAAUCAAGGGUCUUAUCUAAACAUGGCAGUAUAGAGUACAUUCCAUGGUCUAAAAUAGUGUACUGCCCUCUGCCAGCCUGAUGGUAGAGGGCAGCAUAACCAAAAACUAAGGUGAACUCAAUGGAUGAUAAGAUUUCAGACAUUAAGUUUGUGAAGACAGCUUUUCUCUUGUAGACUUUAACAGUUUUACUUUUUGUUUGGGUAAUUAAAGGAUGGCUUACAGGCUCUUGCAGUCACGAUACUUUUCAUAUACCUCUGAUGUUGUGUCCUUUUUGAUUUGUUGAUUUGCUGAGAAAUGUCUGUCAACCAAGUACUGAAAAAAAUGAGUGCAAACAAAAGUAAAUUAGAUACUAUGAUGUUAUGAGGAUAUGUGAUGCCUACAUUAUGUAAUUAAGACCAAACAAAGUACAUUACGAAGAGAAGAAACUGGAGGAAAGAAAACCUAGGCAACUGACCGAAUCAAGGUAUCCGGAAUAAUGUUCUGAAUCUGUCAACUGUCCUAUAUCACCAUAUUAAGGGUCCCUAAUGAUCAGCUUUGGCUGGAUGGACCACCCUCAUUAAAGAUUGUUGAAAUAAAAUAAAUAAAAAUAAAUAAAUAGUUGGCAAUGGUUGCCUAGUGUAACACUUUCUUUGCUCAAAUUUGCAGAGUCAAAAUCAAACUAAUUAAACAAAAAUGUUGGUAUCAUUUGUUGUGGAAUUUUGAGUAAAAUUAAGUUCAACACCAUUUGAGGAUAGCUAAACACACUAAAGUACUUUUUUAAAAUUCUCAAUUGAAAAAGUGAUAUUGCUUGUUGGGCUAAUCUAGCAUGUUAUGUUCAUUUGUAUAUUGUACAACUACCAAAUAAAAUUAAUGUAAUUUUCAAACAAAAUAUGUCACUGCCAUAACUGAUUUUAUUUUUUACAGUGUUUAAAAAAUGAGAUGGUCUUACUUAAAUUGAUGUAAAUCUCUAAUAACACUGGUAAUUAGUCUGCUGCCCUCAUUUUUCUUUUUCUGCAACAAUUGAUCAAAGUUUUCAUCUGUUUGUUUACUUGUGUUGGUUGUUGUAUUGUCACUAAAGAAAAAUAAACUUUGUGAUAGUUGCUUCCAAAUAUAAUAGUUCAUUAACAGCAUUUGCUUAUUAAUUGAAAACUAAUAUAUCUGAAUCAAUACAAGCUCUGCUCUCCAUAGCGGUUUGCUCUCCAUAGCGGUCCCUCAAUACAAUAAGAAAGAAACAAUAGCAAGACUUAUGUUGGUUCAGAUUAUGGAAAAUAAAUUUGUUGUAAACUUGGUAACAGAAA